AUGGCCAAGAAAGGGCGUACGAAGGGCGAGAAGCCCGAAGCGCUCAUCUCUGCCCUGCAGGCAGCCAAUGAGGAUCUCAGGUCCAAGCUGACGGACAUUCAGAUAGAGCUACACCAGGAAAAAUGCAAGGUGAGCAAGCUGGAGCGCGACAAGGUGCAGGAGGUGAAGCGGGUGAAAGAGCAGGAGCAGCACCGUCACACCGCCACGUUGACAGAGCAGCGGGCCAAGUGGCACGAGGAAAAGCAGAAGGAGCUCCAGGCCCUCAGGGAAAACCUGACCCGGCAGCAUGAGCAGGAGCUGGCCCGCCACGCCAAAAUCAAAGACCAGGAGAACCAGAGGCUGAAAGCCGCACUGAGCGCCAUGCGCGACGGCAGCGGAGAGAAGGUGCGCACAGCUCUGACGAUGGAAGCCAAAGAGGAGGCUCGUCGCUUCUUCGACCAGGAGAGAGUGAAGCUCCUGCAGGAGAUAAUGGAGCUGAAGAGCGUUAAGAAGCAGACCGACGAGGCCCUGAGCAACAUGAUCCAGUCCGACAAGAUGAAGGCCGGGGACCUGCGGUCCGAGCACCAGCAGCACCAGGAGCAGAUCUCCAAGAUCAAGUGGGACUGCGAGAAGGACGUCCGCAGACUGGUGGAUGAAAUAAAAUCUAAAGACCGCACCAUCUUCUCUAUGGAGAGGGAACUGGAGUCGACAUCAGGGUUCCUACAGAAGCUGCAGCUUCAGAAGGACAUGCUGGACGAUCAGCUCUUCCUCGUCAAGGAGGCCGAGUGCGGCCUGGGCAGCCCGAAGAGAGAGAUCCCAGGCAGAGCUGGAGACGGAGCCGAGCACUGUGGCAGCCCGGACAUGAGGAGAAACCAGAGGCGCGUUGCUGACCUCAACUCAACUAUACGCAAACUGGAGGACCGCAACUCGCUGCUGGUCGACGAGAGGAAUGAACAACUGAAGCGAGUUCGAGAGUCGGAGAAGCAGUGCAAGCCCCUGCUGGACAAGAACAAGCUGAUGAAUAAGAGGAACGAUGACCUGACCCAGACCAUCCAGAAGCUGGAGGACAAACUCAGGAACCUGGCCAAGGAGAACCUGGAGAUGAAGGACAAGAUCAGCUCGCAUCCUCCACUGAAGAAGCUCAAGUCUCUAAACGACCUGGACCAAGCCCACGAUGACCAGGAAAUAGCCUUUCUCAAGCUCCAAGUCCUGGAGCAGCAAAACAUGAUCGACGAACUGACGAGGGAUCGUGAAAAACUACUAAGAAAGAAAAGGCAUAAAAGAAGUUCCAGGCCAAUAAAGAGGCAUAUCGUAGUAGAUACAUUCUUCGGAUACGACGAGGAGUCCAUGGACUCGGAGACGUCCUCGGUGGCCUCCUUCCGGAUGGACAGAACUCCUGCUACUCCUGAUGACGACCAGGAUCAGGGUCUAGCCAAUGAGGAGUCGGAGCUGCGUUUCCGUCAGCUGACCAGGGAGUACCAGGCCUUACAGCGAGCCUACGCCCUGCUGCAGGAACAGAAGGGAGGCAUCCUGGAUGCUGAGAUGGAAGCCAAGGCUCAGGAGCAGCUCCAUGCAGACGUUCUCAGGUACAAAGCCAAAAUAGAGGACCUGGAGAAGGAACUGACCCUGAGGGGACAGGACUCCAAAUGGGUGGAGGAGAAGCAGCUCUUCUUACGGCGGAAUCAGGAGCUUUUAGACAAGAUGGAUAAGUUGGACUCAGAGAGCGGUCGGAUGCAGCAGGAGCUACAAGACUCCAGAGACCAGAAUGAACUGUUGGAGUUCCGGAUACUGGAGCUUGAGGAGCGUGAGAGGAGGUCGCCUCCGUUCAAUCACCUGAGGAUGCAUCCGUUCUCUGAGGGAGUCAGUGCUCUGCAGAUCUACUGCAUGAAGGAGGGGGUGAAGGAUGUGUGUAUACCAGAUCUCAUCAAACUGCUCGACAUCCUGGGAGACAACGGGAAUUUAAGAAAUGAAGAGCAAGUGGCCAUUAUUCAGGCCAGCACUGUUCUCUCACUGGCAGAAAAGUGGAUCCAGCAGAUCGAGGGGACGGAGGCAGCACUGCACCAGAAGAUGAUCGACCUGGAGAUCGAGAUGGAGAUGUUCUGUAAACAGAAAGGUUAUCUAGAAGAAGAGCUGGACUACAGAAAACAGGCCCUGGACCAGGCCUACAUGCAAAUCCAGGAGUUGGAAGCGACGUUGUACAACUCCCUGCAGCAGGACAAGGUGAUAAAGUACGGCGAGCCUCUGGAUGAGCAUCAGCGGGACGAGCUGCGGACGGCGGUGGAGAAGCUGAGGAGGCAGAUGCUGAGGAAGAGUCGCGAGUUCGACUGCCAGAUCCUCCAGGAGAGGAUGGAGCUGCUGCAGCAGGCGCACCAGAGAAUUCGUGACCUCGAAGACAAGACGGAAAUCCAGAGGAGGCAGAUUAAAGAUCUGGAGGAAAAGUUUUUGUUUCUGUUCUUGUUCUUUUCUCUUGCCUUUAUCCUUUGGCCUUGA
This is a messenger RNA of Limanda limanda (common dab), 2469 nucleotides long. It is a transcript of the gene jakmip2, whose product is annotated as janus kinase and microtubule interacting protein 2. The record is from RefSeq and is a predicted model, not a curated record. The transcript has 22 exons. The coding region runs from base 1 to 2469 and encodes 822 amino acids. Lineage: Eukaryota; Metazoa; Chordata; Actinopteri; Pleuronectiformes; Pleuronectidae. Gene Ontology annotation, molecular function: kinase binding; microtubule binding.